Molecule: messenger RNA, 846 nt
Organism: Eutrema salsugineum
Lineage: Eukaryota; Viridiplantae; Streptophyta; Magnoliopsida; Brassicales; Brassicaceae
Product: E3 ubiquitin ligase BIG BROTHER-related
Exons: 9
Coding region: 1-846 (281 amino acids)
Biological process (GO): protein ubiquitination; negative regulation of organ growth
Molecular function (GO): ubiquitin-protein transferase activity; ubiquitin conjugating enzyme binding
Source: RefSeq, a predicted model, not a curated record
AUGUCUCGGUUUGUAAACCACUUAUCUCUUGACGAAAAAAUGGCAUUGUUCUUACAAUAUGGUUUAUCAGAAGAUUCAGAACCAACUACUAAUGAUGAUGUUAUCGCUCGGGAGAUUCAACAAGAAUAUCAAAACAAUUUGAUGUUUGACGAUGUUGCUAUUGCUUUGGAGAUUGAGCGAGAAGAAGUAAGUUAUUUAUAUGAUGAUGAUGAUAUAUAUGCACGAACAUUGCAAAACAUAGAGGGUGAUCUGUCGACUUCUCUGAGUGAUGAUGAAAAACUUGCUCGAGAUUUGCAACAACAAAAUGAAUCGGCAAAUGGUAUUGACGUGGAUGUCCAGGAAACCCAUCAAUACCAACCCAUACAAGUAAUUCAUCCGUCAAUACCUCAACGUGAUGCUCCCUCGACUAGUAGAGCAUUUUUUCAUUAUGAAGAUGGUGAUCACUUCUCGGGUCAUCAUACACAUACUCGUACCUCUUCAAAUAUUUCAUCAAUUAAUUCCCAAAAUGUUCCAAAUGAGAACAUUGAUCCCGCAAAUAUGACGUAUGAGGAAUUGAAUGAGUUAGAAGACUCGAUUGGAGAUGUCUGUAGAGGAUUAUCGCAAAGGAAGAUCUCCAAAUUGCCUACUCACAAGUAUGGUAGUAAAACCAAAACUCGGUGGUGGCAAAUUAAGAAAAAUAAAUUCGUUGCAACUGAUACUCAGUGUUCGAUAUGCCUUGUCGACUAUGCGAAUGGAGAUAAGAUAAAAACUUUACCGUGUAAUCAUAUCUACCACAAGGAUUGCAUUUCAAAUUGGUUGAAACUGAACAACAUUUGCUGUGUUUGCACAGCGGAGGUUGCACCAUAA